Molecule: messenger RNA, 801 nt
Organism: Sphaerodactylus townsendi
Lineage: Eukaryota; Metazoa; Chordata; Lepidosauria; Squamata; Sphaerodactylidae
Gene: FANCM
Product: FA complementation group M
Exons: 8
Coding region: 4-801 (265 amino acids)
Biological process (GO): replication fork reversal; double-strand break repair via synthesis-dependent strand annealing; interstrand cross-link repair
Molecular function (GO): 3'-5' DNA helicase activity; four-way junction DNA binding; four-way junction helicase activity
Source: RefSeq, a predicted model, not a curated record
GUAAUGAUCAAUGAUCUCUCCCGUGGACUGUGUCCUGCCAUGGACAUCAAGUGUCUGGUUAUUGAUGAGGCCCACAGAGCGCUGGGAAAUCAUGCCUAUUGUCAGGUUGUGACGGAAUUAUGCAAAUAUACCCGACAGUUCCGCAUUCUGGCUUUAAGUGCCACUCCGGGAAGUGACAAGCAGGCCGUGCAGCAAGUGAUUUCCAACCUGUUGAUUUCACACAUUGAACACUGGUCGGAGGAUUCCCCGGAGAUCCAGCCCUAUUCCCACCAACGGCUGGUCGAAAAGUGUGUCGUCCCACUGGGGGAGGAACUGUCUGAAAUGCGGGCUGCUUAUUUGAGGGUCCUGGAGUCUUUUGCUGAUCGGCUGGUUCGGUUCCGAGUUUUGCCCCAACGAGAUAUUUCCACUCUGACCAAGUAUCAAAUCAUUGUGGCAAGAGAUCAGUUCAGGAAAAACCCUGCCUCCUGCUUCUCGGGGAAGCAGCAAGGGAUCAUAGAAGGAGAUUUUGCUCUUUGUAUCAGCCUCUAUCACGGCUACGAGCUGCUGCUGCAGAUGGGAAUGCGUUCUUUGUAUAUCUUCUUAUCUGGAACGAUGGCUGGAUCAAAAGGUACGACUCGUGCCAAAAAUGAACUGAGCCGUAAUGAGGAGUUCAUGGCGUUAUACGGCAUCCUCGGAAACAUGUUUGCGGAGACAUCUGAGACUUCAGCACGUGGCAACAUGAGCACAGAGAAGACCCCUUCCCAGACCUCCCCUGGAAUACCAUAUACAGUUCUGGGCUUUGCAAUUCAAGAAGGAUAUUGA